CGCAAGGGGAUAAAAAGCCGCCCCCUCCCGGCGUCACGCGCACAGAGCAGAGAAAAACGGCCACUCCGCAGUAGCCAAGCCACCCACGACCACGCCGACGCCGACGCCGACGGCGACGGAACCGCCACUGCAAAACUACCAGAACGUCCGCAGCGCUGAUGGCGUGUUGGCGGAAGAAGGUCGUGUUCCGGGCGCGCCGUGCGUGGGCCGCCGUCUCCGGCCGCCUCCUCCGCGGCAGCAAGUCGGGCAGCGGCGGGAUACUGAAGCUCCACGAGGACGUGCAGACCUGCGGGUACCAGGACGUGCAGGUCAUGUUCGACAUGCUCACCUCUGAGCUGGAGGCGGCGCACGCCCGCAACCGCAAGCAGCCUGCAUCACCGCCGCUGGCGUGGUCCAGCCGCUUGUCGUUGUCCUCCGCCUGACCGAGGGCAGCACAGUAGAGAAGAAGGACCAUUCGUUGAAGUGCAGGGCACUCACGAAGGACGUCACCAUGUUAGUUUUACAAGUUACUGCCUGUGCAUCAGGCGUCCAUCCCCCUGCUCUUCUUCUACCCGGCCAAAGAGCGAAAGACCGCCCUGUUGAUGGUGUGUAAAUAGAGGCGGUGUCUGAAGUUUUUGCCGGCCGGGAGGAAGAGGGAGGCAAGAGGGGUUUCAUUUCUAUUGCUGUCAUUUUCUUGUCAGAUUUUGCGCGGUUUUCACAUGUUGUGCAUACGUUUGGAAGAAAUCGAGACUUGUUUGUUCGCAUAAUGUCAUUUUCUUGUCAUUUUUA
Molecule: messenger RNA, 768 nt
Organism: Triticum dicoccoides
Lineage: Eukaryota; Viridiplantae; Streptophyta; Magnoliopsida; Poales; Poaceae
Exons: 2
Coding region: 159-422 (87 amino acids)
Source: RefSeq, a predicted model, not a curated record